GAGUCAUUUAUUUUCGAUGAGGACUCCCAUUGGUAUCGUUUGGGAGGUUUCGAUAACGAGAUCAAACUGAAGACUAAUUCAUAUAAAUAUCCCAUAAGUGGUGGUAAAAGAGUUGUUCGCAGGGAUGAGAAUAAUGUCGAGAAGUGGCAGAUGGAGGCCGGGAUGUACACCACGGCCUCAUCAGCCGUCAGACCAAUCAUUGCCACUUCGACCAGGAGUAAGUUGACACUAUUAGGAGAGCGACUGAAUCUGUUUGAUCGGCGGCGCUCCUGUUCCUCAACUGAGUCCAGUCGGAUCACAAAUAUGAGUCAAUUGAGCCAACAGUGUGGCGAUCGGCCAUAUCGUGCCAUACAUGCCGUGCCCACCGGCCUCUCCACACACCCGCUGCUACAGUACGGCUGUCGUCGAGGCUCAGGCACACUUUGCACCAUUGUCUAAUCUCUCUCCAACAUUGUCAUUGAAAUUCAU
Molecule: messenger RNA, 468 nt
Organism: Oppiella nova
Lineage: Eukaryota; Metazoa; Arthropoda; Arachnida; Sarcoptiformes; Oppiidae
Source: the annotation of a GenBank genome assembly